UUGCAGCUAUGCGUGCAAUUUGCACUCGUCUGGGACGAUGACCUCGGAGAUCUGCAGGUGAAGAGUGUGACGCCGCUUCCAGACCCCCACAAGAGUGACAUUUGCAGCCGCUUCCUUGUUCGUUCCACGGAAACGUCAUGCCAAGUGACAUCAAAGGAACAGCCAGGGAAGGAGGCGUUGGAGGCACGCGACUUGCUCAUCCGGCUGCCGUCUAGGCAUGCAAAUGGGAGCAUCUAUAGAAAGCUCAUCUCUCGUCUCAUUCUCAACGACCGUUUCUUGUUCGCUCUUUGAACAUAGACAACUGUGACCUGGAACAACUCACUGCGCUCCACAGCUUCUCAACGUGAUAAUCAGCAAACAUGGACUUUAUCAAGAACCUUGCCAACAACGGUGGCAAUUUACAAAACAACGGCAACAACCCCGCAAACAAUGAAGUAGACACAAGUAACCACGGGCAGUCAGCGGGGCAGAAUCCAUCCACCACAGAGCCAAAGUCAGAGGGUAGUUUCUUCGGCGGGCUGGCCGACAAGUUCAACAAUGCUGCUGGGGGUGGCCGCGAGAGCGAAAAGAACGAAGAUUAUCUCGACAAGGGUGUCGACUUCGUGCAGGAGAAGUUCCUCGGCCAGGGCGCACAAGACAAUGAGACAGCCGUUGAGCAGGCCAAAGAUGAGCAAAUCUCCGACUUCAUUCGUGGAAAAUACCGCUCUGUUGCGGGCAGCGACAUUCCCAUCAAGGACAAGCCCACAACAUUCGACCGAAACGCUGACUGA
Dissoconium aciculare CBS 342.82 is the source of this 770-nucleotide messenger RNA. RefSeq lists its product as uncharacterized. The transcript is spliced from 2 exons. NCBI's taxonomy places the organism in Eukaryota, Fungi, Ascomycota, Dothideomycetes, Mycosphaerellales, Dissoconiaceae. The record is from RefSeq and is a predicted model, not a curated record. Bases 360 to 770 code for a protein of 136 amino acids.